Molecule: messenger RNA, 3429 nt
Organism: Mirounga angustirostris (Northern elephant seal)
Lineage: Eukaryota; Metazoa; Chordata; Mammalia; Carnivora; Phocidae
Gene: TMEM164
Product: transmembrane protein 164
Exons: 8
Coding region: 428-1384 (318 amino acids)
Source: RefSeq, a predicted model, not a curated record
AAGACGGGGAGGAGGAGCCGCGCGCGGUGGCGGCGGCGGCGGCAGCUGCGGCCGCCGGGGGAGCCGAGCGCCGGGGCGCGGGGAGCGCGCGGAACGCGGGAGCCGAGCGGCCGCCGACCCCGGGCCGCGGGCCGAGCUGCGGAUUGGCCAACGGCUCCUUUCAACCCUGCCUCGUUGGUGGCCACUGGAGAAGCGCGGGGGGCUCCCCAGACAGCCGUGGGGACAAGUUAGAGCCAGCACUUGACCCCGGGCCUCGCGUGUAGCUCCCCUCCCCCCCCGCUCUAGGUGCCCCGGUGUCUGGAGGGGGGGGGUGCGGGUGCGGGGGUGUGCCCUCCGUACACGUCCCAGCACCCGGGCAACCCUCGGGGCUUGUGUUCCAUCUCGCUCUUUCUUCCUGCACGGUGGUCGAGGGGAACCACUUGGCAUCAUGUCCCGGUAUAGCUACCAAAGUCUCCUGGACUGGCUCUAUGGGGGCGUGGACCCCAGCUUUGCAGGCAAUGGGGGCCCCGACUGUGCUGCCUUCCUCCCUUGGCAGCAGCGGCUGCUGGAAAGUGUGGUGGUCCUGACCCUGGCCCUGUUGGAGAUCCUGGUGGCCCUGCGGCACAUCCUGAGGCAGACGAAGGAGGACGGUAGGGGUGGCCGUGGCUGCCAGCCAGAUAAGGUGACCCAGCGGCCAGAGGAAGGCAAGGAGAGCCUGAGCAAGAAUCUGCUCUUAGUAGCCCUGUGCCUGACCUUCGGGGUGGAGGUGGGCUUUAAGUUCGCCACCAAGACCGUCAUCUACCUGCUCAACCCCUGUCACCUGGUCACCAUGAUGCAUAUCUUUCUCCUGGCCUGCCCUCCAUGUCCUGGGGCUAUCGUCGUCUUCAAGCUCCAGAUGCACAUGCUGAAUGGAGCGCUUCUAGCUCUGCUGUUUCCUGUGGUGAAUACCCGGCUGCUCCCCUUCGAACUGGAGGUUUACUACAUUCAGCAUGUUAUGCUAUACGUGGUACCCAUCUACCUGCUUUGGAAAGGAGCUGUGCUACCCAUUGCCCUGAGAAGUCAUGUGCUGAACCUUUACCACCCACCUCAAACUUCCCGUCCUCCCCACCGUCAACCAAGGACUGAGAAAACAGAGAUUUCCAGGUGCUUACACCCCAGAGCCCCUCAGCAGUUUCCGGUGGGCCCUUCUCUCAACUGGCCUCAUGUUCUUUUACCACUUCAGCGUCUUGCAGAUCCUGGGCCUGGUCACCGAAGUGAAUUUGAACAACAUGCUGUGUCCGGCCAUCUCAGACCCAUUCUACGGCCCCUGGUAUCGCAUCUGGGCCUCGGGACACCAGACUCUCAUGACCAUGACCCACGGGAAGCUGGUCAUCCUGUUCUCAUACAUGGCUGGGCCCUUGUGUAAAUAUCUGCUGGAUUUGCUCCGGCUUCCAGCCAAGAAAAUAGACUGAAGGUGCUUGUCUUCUUUUUUUUUUUUUUUUUUUUUUCCUCCCCGAGGAAGCAAGUCCUGACUUGACUUGGAGAACACCCAGUUCUUGACGAAAUCAUGGGGAGAGGGCAGUAGGAUGUUUGGUGUAUUUCUUUUUCCUUCUCCUCUCUGUCCCUUUCUUCCACCAUGCUUCCUUCCCCAGCUCUCCCCCCCAGGAUAUCUCCUGGAGCCGGGGGGGGGGGGUCGUGCCAAGGGCUGGAUUCUUUCUCCUCCCCUUUGGCUCUUCCUCCCUGCUCCUAGUGGCCUUACAUGGGCGACAGUAGUCAGUGGUUUUCACUCUGCUUGUUGGUGCUUUAAGGACAGCUGGUUGAGAGGACGGGAAAUAACAAGCGGCAGUUCUCUUGGCACUGAAGUGAUGAGGUUUGGUUGGGUUUCCUUUCUCCACUGCCAGGGACCUCCAGGCUUACGCUGGGGUCCCCCCUUUGUCUCCAGCACAGCCCCCACCAUAAUGGGACCAAGGCCUUGUUUCUAUACCAGCGGCAAGCCAAGAGCCAAGGGAUUUCCCAGCUUAUGGCCAAAAUAGAACCUGCCAGAGUCUUCCCACUGGUGUCCCAUGACUCAAAGCAAGCAGCCAACCAGCCACUCCCUCCAAAAUGCUGCCUGCGGUGGGAGGUGGGGGCGCUCCUUGGCCCCAGGACUAGAUUCCGGUGAGGGGGAUGGAGAGCUGUUGCGAUGGCAGAUCCAAAGUGAACAAGUGGAAAAUAGCCACCACUCUUUACUAGGCAGGACCUUGGGUAAAUUCUGCCUGAGAGAACCAAGAAGUGACCCAUAUCCCGAUCAGAAGUGAGCGUUAGAAAAUCAUCAACGGAAGUGGUAACUUGAGAAAACUGUGAUUUGAAUCAUGUGCUCCAUUUUAGUUGAAUGUUUGAUAGUAGAUGCCAUUUUAAUCUUGAGUGCCCCUCAGUGUUUCUCUCUCUCUCUCUCUAAAAGGCAGCUUCAGGGAAGGGUGAGCUGGAGUUGGGUUUUUUGCCUUUUUUUUUUUUUCUUUUUAAUUUGUUUGCUCCCUUGUUUUUGGAAGUUUGAAUUCGGAGAAUCCUUGCGUCAGGGGCCUGUCUCCGCAGGGGCUCCUAUCCCUCCGUUCUGUGCUUUCACAGACUAUGUCAGCAUCCUGGGUUGGGGGAAGAAGAUACAGAUCCCGCUGAUGUUGUCACCCUAGGGCCAUGUGUCGUCACUACAGCCAGAUUCCAUGCUGAAUUGUUUCACAUGGGGGCAUCACACACUCCUCCACCCUCCACCAAGCCCACCCCCAAAGCCCAUGUCUGGGUUGCAAAGGACGUGCCAAGAAAUCAGGUCCCCGUGGGUGCAGGUUCAAGUGCUUUAAGAGGAAGACCUUUUGUCCAAAGACUUGAGCUCAGUCACGCAGGGACUUCAAGGAGGGAACCAGUGGCGGGGCAUUUGCUGACUCCUUGUGGGCUCUAACUAAGGACAAGUUUGCCUAAGAACAGGAAAGGUGAUUCAGUGACUUCCUCUGAUGGCCCCACCCCACCCCUACUCUAGGGGUUGCCCUGGGCUGGUCCUGUAUUCUGGGCGUUACUGUAUUAUAAUAGACCUAGAUUGAGCUUCAGCGACUCAGUGGUCGGACCUACAGAAAGCAGCAGGGUGCAGGAGAGUCUCCUGGAGCAAGGUGAGGCCCGGGAAGUAGCCGCGGGAGGGACCGCCCUUCUGCAGAGGCCUGCUGGCGCAGAGACGAUCGAUCAGUUCCCAGGACGUGGUGGGGGAACCCGAGGGAGAACACCGAAUACUCUGACUCCCCUUGAGCUCCUCCUGACGCAUACUCUUCAUUUUCAGCACCCCCCAACCCCCGAGGGCUUGGCCAAGUUUGUCUCAGUGCCUCUUACUGUCGGGGUGUCCUCCAGAAGGGCCCCGUGAGCAACUGGAUCCACCCUGCCCGCCAUAGGGAUGGCCGAUAAGAAAAUGCCCAAGGCCUCAGUGCCCCUUGGCUCUUUACAAAAAGAGAGGUU